Messenger RNA from Daktulosphaira vitifoliae (grape phylloxera), 692 nucleotides. RefSeq names its product molybdopterin synthase catalytic subunit (gene Mocs2B). Lineage: Eukaryota; Metazoa; Arthropoda; Insecta; Hemiptera; Phylloxeridae. The transcript is spliced from 3 exons. Gene Ontology annotation, biological process: Mo-molybdopterin cofactor biosynthetic process. Bases 158 to 589 code for a protein of 143 amino acids. The record is from RefSeq and is a predicted model, not a curated record. Gene Ontology annotation, cellular component: cytosol.
ACUACGUUCUAUAAUAGUUAGUAAGUUUAAUUUAUCAUCAAUCGAAGAUAUUUUUAUAUUGGCCAUCAAUGAAGUUUAUGUAACUAGUAAUUCAGAAAUUAUUCUAAGAAAUAAUGACGUUGUAGCAAUUAUCCCACCGAUUAGUGGAGGCUGAAAAAUGAAUAAUCUAAAAAUUACAGAAGAUAUCUUGGAUAUAACUGCAAUUAUUAACUCGGUUAGUUCAAAGGAAUGUGGUGCCAUUUCGAUUUUUAUUGGAACAACUAGAGACAAUUGUCUUGGUAAAAAAGUAAAAAAGUUAUAUUAUGAAGCAUACGAAUCAAUGGCAUUGAAUCAAAUGAAAUCUAUAAUAGGUACUACAAAAGAAAAAUGGCCAGAGAUUGCUAAUAUAGCUAUUCAUCACAGGUGUGGUGAAGUUAAAGUUGGUGAAGUGGGACUGGUAAUAGCUGUUUCGUCUCCACACAGUAAAGAAUCACAUGAUGUUGUGGCUUUUAUCUUAAAUAAAAUCAAAACUAUAGUACCUAUAUUCAAAAAAGAAUUUUAUGAAGAAGGAGGUAAUCAAUGGAAAUCGAAUGAUAAUUGCUCUUGGUAAACUUCAUAAUGAAAUUGGAUAUAAUUAAAUUAUAAUCAUUCAUAUCAUUUAUCUUAUUGUAAUGGCAUAGUAAAAAAUAAAUCAAAAUAGAUUAACAACAAAA